UUUUGGUCGAUGGGUGCAAUGUUCACCAGACGUGCGUAACUAAACCAACUAAACUAUCUUCGACGUUUUUGCUUGUAAAUUUAACAAGCUCAGCGUGAUGAGUGUUUUAUCUUCCGAUGCGAAGUGCAGAGUUUUGUAACUGGAUGUAAAAAGACAAAGAGCAAUGCCACACUGGACAGUCCACCUUGACGGCGGACCUCGAAGGGUCAAUCAUGCUGCAGCGCUAGUUGGAGGUCGUAUCUUUCUGUUUGGCGGAUACUGCACCGGUGGAAACUAUAGUUCACUCGUACCCAUUGAUGUCUACGUCUUGAACACGGUUCAACUGAGGUGGACUAAGUUGCCAAAUGCUAGUGAUGAGGAGUUCACUAAGAAGCUGGUACCCUAUCUUCGCUAUGGUCACUCAGUGGUCAACUGCAAUGGACUGGUGUACUUGUGGGGAGGGCGUAAUGACAACUACGGUGCCUGUAGGGAAGUCUUCUGCUAUGAUACAAAUACCCUGAAGUGGUCCAAACCAAACACAACAGGUGAUGCUCCGUUUGGUAGAGAUGGCCACUCAGCUUGCCUCAUUGAAGACGAGAUGUACAUAUUUGGUGGCUUUACAGAUGGGAGGAUACAGUGCUACUCAAACACUGUGUUCAGCUUGAACCUAAAGGAGAUGGAAUGGAGGUACAUCAAUGCAAAGGGUGAAAUACCUCACUGGCGUGACUUCCACACAGCGGCAGCCAACAAGCAUCAGAUGAUUGUCUUUGGAGGUAGAUCCGACAAGUCUGGCCAGUGUUACACCAAUCAAGAAUUCUACUGUAAUAAGCUACAGGUGUUUGACAUCCAGACCAAGGUGUGGAAUGCACCUGCAACUACUGGCGAUGUGCCCAUCGGAAGGAGAAGCCACUCUGCUUUCAUGUAUGGAGGAUUUAUGUAUAUGUUUGGUGGCUACAAUGACUUAACCAAAACACACUUCAACGACCUUUACAAGCUGGACUUGGUCAACUAUGAGUGGUCAAAGGUCAAAACCUACGGGCAAACACCAAGGAAAAGACGGAGACAAUGCUGCAUUGUUGUUGGAGACCAGGUCAUCAUGUUUGGAGGAACAAGUCCCAAGGAUAGAGUGGUACGUGGUGGCUCUGAUGAUGAGAAUCUCAUGGACCUGGCUGACCUCCACAUACUCGACUUUGCUCCGUCAUUGAAGACGCUGUGUAAAGUAGCUGUGAUCCAGAACAGGCUCGACACUUCCUUCUUGCCCAUAGGAAUCAGAUGGGAACUGGAAGCCAUGACAACAAACAAUGAUAUAAGUCAACCUCUAGAGAUGCCUCAAGGUUAACAAGGACACAGAGUCGUUCAAGCCAAAGAUCAUCAGUUUGCUGUAGUACACUGCAUGUUCUCAUCAAGUCCCAAAAUAAUGUGAACUGAAAAUCCAACCGGGAUGCUUUUUUCAGCGAUCGUGUAAAAAGACUAAGAUCAUGAUUGAAUGAGAGAUUUUUAUUUAUUUGUUGACACACCCAACCGCGUUGUCCGCACCAAUCACAGAAUGAAUAGGAGAUGAUGAAGAAAUGUAUUGAGUUUGUAUAAACUCAGCGCCUUGAGUACCUUGUUGGUUGAUAUGUACGUGUGUUAUAUGUUUAAUAAUAAUAAUAAUAAUAAGACAUUUGUAAAGCGCCUAAUGCAAUAGCC
This is a messenger RNA of Asterias rubens (European starfish), 1668 nucleotides long. Its product is annotated as kelch domain-containing protein 3-like. Bases 164 to 1318 code for a protein of 384 amino acids. The record is from RefSeq and is a predicted model, not a curated record. Gene Ontology annotation, cellular component: cytoplasm. NCBI's taxonomy places the organism in Eukaryota, Metazoa, Echinodermata, Asteroidea, Forcipulatida, Asteriidae. The transcript is spliced from 9 exons. Gene Ontology annotation, molecular function: chromatin binding; protein binding.